Messenger RNA from Geodia barretti, 2110 nucleotides. NCBI's taxonomy places the organism in Eukaryota, Metazoa, Porifera, Demospongiae, Tetractinellida, Geodiidae. The record is from the annotation of a GenBank genome assembly.
GGUUUUCGCAUAAUUAGAGUUAUGGUGCAGCUUUUGCUGAGACUGUCGAAUCCAGGAGAAUGGGGACUAGUGGAGCUACAGGGGCAACUGGAGACAAGAGACGGAGCUCCUUUCGACGGCAUGCACAUGGGAGACCUUCACUUUGACGCUCAGGGUACCCCUUCACUGAUAAUUGGCCACCAUCUCUUGACUGGGAAAGUGGUGGAGCUGGACAAACCACUGGCAGUGCUGGCUAAGAGAUCUUCCAAGGACUGGGGUGUGGCUAAUAAUGACACAAUGGAUCAUGCAGGGAACCAAGAGAGUGGCAUGAUAGAGUAUGAAAUUAUGGCUCUGGUCAGAAAAAAGAUCCUUUUCAAGAACCGUCCCAAGCCAAUCAUUACCUCAACCCUACCGAUCAAGCACACAUGAUGAUGAUAUUGUAUUCGACCGUUGCGCAUGCGCAAAUGUUCGCGCCGACAAAAAAUAAUGCAGACGCAAGCAGUUUUUCAAUUGGAGCCCAUCUCCCCGCGAUGUGCGACGUUGUGGAGGGACUGCAGCAGGCUGAGGCAGAACCCAGGAGCUCUCCCAGAGAAUGCUUCAAUGCUUACUUUGUUCACCGCUUUCGUGCCACCUUUGGCAAGGUUAGGCUCUUCACUGAUGGAGAGAAGGUUUUGUUGCCAUUUUCUGGUGGUAUGAACUCCAGAGUGCUACUGGGUCUUGCUGAAGAGGGGUUGAAGCUGAGUGCAUACAAGAAGUUGAGGUUUGAACCAACUGUUGUAGUCAUUGAUGAGGGAGCGGUUUUGGGUGAAAAAUGGAACAACAGGUGCCGUCAGUUGUCUCAGUGCCUUGCCAUUGCUACUGCCACUGGUUUCAGCACCUUCUAUACCAGAAUAGAACAGGUGUUUGGCGGAGAGUGUGCAGUUUGCUCUGUGGAACAGUUGCUGAGGGGAAAAACAGGAGACAGUAAAGAAGUGGGUGGUGUUUCAAAGGCAGAGUGUGUUGAGAGAAACAGUGGGGCUACUGUGAACCCUAGUGAGGGAAGGUAAUGGCGGGAGUAAGAAGACAGACCGUAGUACUAGUGAUGGCCGUACUAACGCUGAGCUCGUGGAGGCAAUGUAUCAGUCUCUUGUUGGAGAGAAGGUCACGAACGAGGCUCUGGAGAAGAGGAUCAAAUCUCUCUUUGACUCCUGCACUUCUGUGACUGCAAAAGAGAGCCUUUUACUCCCACUGAGGCGAAGGUUACUUGUCGACGCUGCACGUAAACUGGGCUACAGCAAGGUAUUGAUGGGAGACACAGCAACUCGGCUGGCCGUGAGACUGCUGGGAAAUGUGGCUCAGGGGAGAGGGCAGACUCUUCCACUCGACACAGGUUUCAUGGACGAUAGGACAGGCGAUGUAGCCUUUAUAAGACCACUGAGGGAGUUUCCUGCAAAUGAAGUGGCAAUGUAUGCAAGUUUAAACGGACUUGACUCAAUUGCGAUCCCCCACUUUACAAGUCUGGAGCCAGAAAUGGCCAGCAUCGAACAGUUGACUGAGUCUUUCAUAGCUGGUCUACAGGUGGACUUCCCUUCCACUACUAGCACUGUGUUCAGAACUGGUGACAAGCUGACUGUUGGUGGAGAUGAAAAGUCAAAGAGAUGUGCCUUGUGUCAGGCACCGUCUGGUCCACCAGCUGAUGGCUCAGUAUUCACUCACCUCUCCCGGCCUGAGAGUUGUGACCCUGGUCUCUGGGAUUGCCUCUGUUAUGGCAAGACAACCCUUCAUUCCUGUGUAGCUAUAAUACAUAGCCACUGAUUCAUUUCUUCCUUGUAGGUUGUCAACUAACAGUCAAGGACUUGGUUCGUGUAAAAUGUGAAUAUGUAUGCGGUAUAAUAGGCUGUUUUUCCCCAUUAGAACUCUUCUUUACUGCCUCCAUUCGUUGACCGCAAUAACAGCCACGUGGAUACACUGUAUAUAUGCAUGCUACCAGUGCAUGUACGUAUAUAUAUCAGGUUUUAGUAACUGUCUGUAUAUAUAUCUGUAGGGAAGAGCCUCCAUCCUGCAUCAAAGACCACCUUUUUGAGGAGACUAACACUUAAAGUUUGAAUGAAUGACAAAAUUAUUUAUUGUGUUGUUUCCUCAAUGUCUCAUG